Exophiala aquamarina CBS 119918 is the source of this 378-nucleotide messenger RNA. RefSeq lists its product as uncharacterized. The record is from RefSeq and is a predicted model, not a curated record. Bases 1 to 378 code for a protein of 125 amino acids. Lineage: Eukaryota; Fungi; Ascomycota; Eurotiomycetes; Chaetothyriales; Herpotrichiellaceae. The transcript has a single exon.
AUGGCCACCCCGUCCCAACUCUUCAACCCAGUGGCCCAAACAACACUACUGGUAACUAUCUACAUUUCACCAACGGACCUCCCAGCCUUCCUGACCGCAAUGCGACCAUGCUGGCAAGCAUGCUCACGCGAGCCGGAAUGCAUCUUCUUCGACGUGCACCACUCAGCGAGCGAACCUGGGACGAUUCAACUCGUGGAGGUCUGGACAAAGGAUGAAAAGUGGUUUCAGGAGCAUCAGUUGACCAAGAGCUACUAUGAGCCGUACCUAAAGAUCACGGAGCCAAUGUGGGUCAAGCCUCGGAAGAUGGAGUACUUUGAGCGGUUGGGUGGGUGGUGUUAUGUGGAUGGGAAGUACUUGGAGGGUGUGCAGGUGACGUGA